AUGGGUAACCAGAAUAGUUGCUGUUGCUAUCGCAGUCCGUCACCUAUAAGGAAAGAUAUUGUGAAGCUUGAAGAUUAUCUCCCAGAAGGGGAAGUAAGUUCAAAUAAUAUCCAGCAUAUUAGUGAAAGAGAGCCAGAUGAUGGUGAUAUAGAUCCUUCUCAAGAUCCCAUAGCUGGCACAAUUUUUAUGGAAAGAUCUAAAGCAUCAAUUGAAAAUGGCAUGACCAGAAAACGAAGUCAACAUCAAAUAGCCGAAAACAAGAUGAAAAAAAGCAGUUCCUGUUCUACAAUUUAUUUAGAUGAUAGCACAGUUUCACAACCUAACUUAAAAAAUACUGUAAAAUGUGUUGCCUUGGCUAUCUACUACCAUAUUAAAAAUAGAACUUCAGAACGUAGAUUAGAUAUAUUUGAUGAAAAAAUGCACCCUCUCAGCAAGGAUGGCGUUAGUGAUGACUAUGAUAGAUAUAAUCCAGAACAUAAGCAAAUUUAUAAAUUUGUCAGAACAUUGUUCAAUGCUGCUCAGCUCACUGCCGAGUGUGCUAUUAUUACUUUGGUCUACUUAGAGAGACUUCUAAUAUGUGCAGAGUUGGACAUUGCUCCUUCAAAUUGGAAAAGAAUAGUAUUGGGUGCAAUUCUGCUUGCUAGUAAAGUCUGGGACGAUCAAGCUGUAUGGAAUGUUGAUUAUUGCCAAAUUUUAAAAGAUAUAACCGUGGAGGAUAUGAAUGAGUUAGAAAGGCAAUUUUUAGAAAUGCUACAAUUUAACAUAAAUGUACCAUCAAGUGUGUACGCAAAGUAUUAUUUUGAUUUACGAACAUUAGCAGAAGCUAAUGAUUUAGCUUUCCCUAGUGAACCACUGAGUAAGGAAAGAGCGCAAAAGUUAGAAGCAAUGUCAAGGGUCAUGGAAGAUAAGAUUGCCGCUGAAGUUGUAAAGAAUGGUUUAAAGAAAUGGUCAAGUUUAGACAAUGUUAAUUCUGGUGCUGGUGUAAGACGCAGUGUUGCCAUACUGUCUUAA
Molecule: messenger RNA, 1011 nt
Organism: Leptosia nina
Lineage: Eukaryota; Metazoa; Arthropoda; Insecta; Lepidoptera; Pieridae
Source: the annotation of a GenBank genome assembly